AUGGGAAUUGCUGGUUUUUACUUGUGGUUGCAGCGAUGGUAUGGUGACUGCAUACAAGAUGUUCCCGAGUCCAUUGUGGAUGCCGCCUUAAAGGGUCAUAUGCUUUCAGAAAAAGAAGAAAGUGCUAUGAGGCGAUAUGAUAAUUUGUAUCUUGAUAUGAAUGGCCUUAUUCAUCCUUGUUGUCAUGAUACAAAUCCAUUACCGGAACCAGAAUCAGAGGAAGAAAUGUUUGAACGCAUAUUUGCACAGAUGGAUCUUCUUUACAAAGUGGUACGUCCACGUAAAUGUCUUGUUCUCUGCGUUGAUGGUGUGGCUCCACAGAGUAAGAUGAACCAGCAGCGUAGUCGACGUUUUCGAGCUGCAGAGGAACGUUUAGAAAGUGAUGCUCUCUCUCAAGAGUGUGCAGAAGCCGUAAUGAAAAAAGGUCUUCCUCGUCCUAAUACAAGAGAUCGAUGGGAUCAUAAUGUAAUUACACCUUCUACAGCCUUUAUGGAACGGGUUGGACUUGCCAUUGAGUGGUUUGUAAUGAAAAAACUGAAUGAAGAUCCAGAUUGGCGACAUAUUACUGUAAUAUUUUCAGAUGCUCAUGUACCAGGAGAAGGAGAACAUAAAAUUAUGCAAUAUAUUAGAGGAUUACGUUCACAACCUGGUUAUGAUCCUCAUACAUCUCAUGUAAUUCAUGGAAUGGAUGCUGAUCUUAUUUGUUUAGGUUUAUCCACACAUGAAGAACAUGUAACUAUUUUACGCAAUCAACUUACAGAUACAUAUCAACCUGAUCACAAUCGUUUUUGCUACUUUAGUUUAUAUAAAUACCGUCAACGUUUAAAGGAAGAUUUUAGUAGUAUUGGUAAAAUGAAUUUUGAAAGAGUAUUGGAUGACUUUGUUUUUUUAUGUUUUUUUGUGGGAAAUGAUUUCCUCCCACAUGUACCUCUUAUUUCUAUUAAAACAAAAGGAAUUGAAUUAUUAUUGGAUCAUUAUGUGCGGAGUUUUGAAACUCAUUCCUACCUUACUAAUAAAGGUGAAGUUAAUUACAAUACAUUAUCAAAAUUUUUACGAAGUUUUGUACAAAAUUUUAUGGUGACACUUAAACGAGAAUAUGGAGGUGUAUUAAGAGCCAAAGAACGAGCCAAAGUAAAUGUUGAAGAACGUAUAAAACGAAGUGAAGAAGAACUUAAUGGUAUAUAUAAAUCUUUUGAUUCCAAGUGUAGUGAUGUGCAGGAAAUAAGUGAUGCUGCGCAUAAAAUAUUAUUAUCUAUUUUAAAAGAAAGAACACGUCUUGUUGCUGAUAAACAACCUUUAGGAUUUUCUUAUGUAGAUGAUAAUCAUCGUGAUGGUUAUUAUGAAAAUAAAUUUGGUUGGAAUCCAGAAAAUCGUGAAGAAUUUGAAGAAAAUAUUAAACUUUGUUGUGCAGAAUAUUUACGUGGAACUCAAUGGGUGAUGCGUUAUUAUACUACCGGGUGUCCUUCAUGGGAUUGGUACUAUCCAUUUCACUACGCUCCCCUUUUGCAGGAUCUUGCGCAGUUUACAGAUGUGGUGAAUGUAGAGAUGUCAUUAGGAACUCCACGACAUCCAGUGGUACAACUCUUAGCCGUAUUGCCGCGAUUAAGUGUACAUGCAUUACCAGAGGAAUUACAUGAAGCGGUAAAAGAUCCCGCAUCUGUGCUGGGUGCAUUUUAUCCAGAUAAAGUAGAUGUAGACUUUAGUGAGGCUUAUUUCUCUUAUCAAGGUGUAUUACGAUUACCAUUUAUUGAUAGUGUUCAACUUCAAUUGGCAUGUCAGAAGAUUGUGGAGUUGGAACCAGAUCAUGGUGUUACAUUACUACUCACACAUGAAUCCAGUAUACUGAGUCGAUCAUUAGAACAACUUUUAGGAAAAGAAAAAGAAGGAAAAGGAAAAAACACAACAACACUGCAUCCCAUUCCACGAACUAUAUCUAUGCAUAUGCCUAUUGCAGGAAGUGUUGGUUAUUAUGAGAUGGAAUGGCCACGGCAUGCUAAACUGGAAUGUCCAGAUCCUGGUAUGGCUAAGGAUACUUCAUAUGGGAAACCUAUUAAAGAUAAUGCCGUACGUUGCUAUCAUUAUGAAAUGAAGAAGGAUGCCAAGUAUAAACCUGAACUUCUGCGAAGUAAGAGAGAUUCCUCAGAGGUUACUUCUUCUUCUCCCACACGGGCGGUACAAACAACAACAACUACAAAGAAUAAUAAUAAUAAUAUGAAAAAGAAGAAACAUCAAGAAGAAGUAUCUCGAUCAAAGCAACAAACUACAUCUGGAUCAUCUGUGGCAGUCCAUCGUGAGAAUAAAGAUACUAAAAUAAGUCCAUCUAGAGCCAAACGUGGAAGAGAAGAAAAGGACCAUGAUGAAAAGGAGCAAGUGUUGACUCCAAGAAAGAAGAAACAACGGUCAGAGAGUAAUGAGAAAGUAUCAAAGCAUGAACCUGCAGCAAAGAAAAAGAAAAUAGUGAACAAGAAUGCUAAGCGUAGUAGCCCUCCUUCACCUAAUAAGAAAAAACUAAAAAAAUAG
Molecule: messenger RNA, 2520 nt
Organism: Trypanosoma theileri
Lineage: Eukaryota; Euglenozoa; Kinetoplastea; Trypanosomatida; Trypanosomatidae
Product: putative 5-3 exonuclease XRNA
Exons: 1
Coding region: 1-2520 (839 amino acids)
Biological process (GO): nuclear-transcribed mRNA catabolic process
Cellular component (GO): nucleus
Molecular function (GO): 5'-3' RNA exonuclease activity; RNA binding
Source: RefSeq, a predicted model, not a curated record